GCAUACAGAGAAGGAACCUGAAGAGACACUUUUUUAUUCUUCUCCCAUCUCAAGAAUCUCAGUUUUCUCCCUGAAACUUUGUCACUGAUGACUUCAAACGGCGGCUCCGUGGCCUUUGAAGGUUUAUACUCUAAACUGGAGGAAGACAACCGCGAGUACGCCAACAUGUCCCGCACGAGCGACGUUCAGCCCGUCUUCUCCGUCAAUCUGAGUCCCAGCAGGCCAAGCGGCCCAGGGCGUUACCGCCUCGCCACCGUGUGCCUGGGCACGCUGUGCGUCAUCCUGCUGGUGUCUCUCAUAGCCGUCGCUGCUCACUAUAAAAACAAGCCUGAAGGUGGCGCCAACGCCUCCCAGAUCAGCAAACAGAUGCAGGACGAGGAGGACGUGGUGUCUCUGACCGCCGCCGUCCGGUCCAUAGAGGAGGAGAAGCAGCAGCUGCUGAAAGAGAAGGAAGAACUGCUGAUCAAACUGGCCGCCAAGAUGGCUACCAAAGCUCCUCAGGUGACCACAGCGCCCCCCAUCGUCUGCCCUCUGAACUGGCAUCUCUUCAACAGCAGCUGUUACUUCAUCUCCAGGGUCUUCAGAGAGUGGGACGAGAGUCAGUCGUACUGUCAGAGCAGGGGAGCUCACCUGGCCAUCAUCCACACUGCAGAGGAGCAGACAUUUCUGUGGGAUCUCCUUCCCAGAGGUCACUGGAACGCCUUCUGGUUUGGGAUCACUGAUGGACACACGGAGGAUCAGUGGAAAUGGGUGGAUGGAACGCCGCUGGUUGGAGGUUUCUGGGAGGUCGGUGAACCCAACAACCACAUCAACGAGGACUGCGGCUACAUGAUCAAGACACAGGUGUUGGAGCGAGUGGCCAUCCGCAGCUGGUACGACGCCCCCUGCUCAAUGCCACUGCCCUACAUCUGUGAGAAGGAGAUGAUUGCCGGCACCAGCACCGCCAUGCCACACUGAGGCGCCCGUGAGACCACGCGACCAGCUGAAAUCCUGUGAUUUUUCUCAUUUUUGUCCUCAAAAACAAACUCAGAUGCUUUGUUUUUGUUUGAACUUUAAAGGGAGAGUUCAGGUUUUCUCAAAUCUGACCACAGACACAACAGACGUUCAGAAUUCAAGUCAGAAUUCUGAGAUUAUACACAUGACGACAAACAUGAAAAAAUAAUUAGAAUGAAUUCUGAGAUCUAGGUCAAAGGGAAAAAAGUCAGAAUUAUAAGAUUUAAAAUAAAAAGUCAACAUUUUGAGGGAAAAAUGUGAAUUCUGAAUUUAAAGUCAGAAUUUUGGGAUUAGAGUUAAAAUUGUUACUCAGAAAUCCCAGAUUAAAGGUAAAAUUGUUAAAUUCAGAAUUCCCAGAUUGAAGUUAAACUUGGUAAAGUUAGAAUAUGCAGAUUAAAGUUAAAAUUGUCUUGUUAUGUUAGAAAUCUCACUAAAAUAUUUGAAAUGUUUAAAAUUCUGUCUUAUUCUCAGAAUUUAAAAAAAUAAUCCUGGAAUUCUGUCUUUAAUUUCAGAAUUCACAUGUUUUGCCACAACAUUCUGACUUAAUAUUUAGUGGUGAAACAAAGUUUCUAAAUAACAAAGUUAUUUAGCAAUAACUGUGCAGAGGUCACAAAAAUAGACAUAAAAACAUUGAACUGUGACGUAUUUUCAAAUUUCACAAAUUCAAUGUGAUUUUGAAACAUUUUAAGUUUUGCUCAGGUUUGUUUGUGGAGUUGGUGAAAAUGAAAAUCAUCAGGUUGUUUAUAGGUUGAAGCUCUGUACUGCACAUUCUCAGAGCCUCUGCGUGUAAAUGUUAUCAUAGUAAUGGAAAACGUGUUCUAAAGGUUUAAUAAAACCAUUUCAGGGAGGAGAGUCCAGGGAGCUCACAAGUCAUUUAAAGUUCCAGUGUAUAAGAACUAGCGACACCUAGUGGUGAGGAAGACUCCUUUAACAACAGAGUCACCUUUUAAAAUCUACGUCAGUUUAAGUUCCUGAAGUUUGAGAUUUGAACAUCCCAGCACACAGGAGUCGUUCAGUUUCACAAAAUUAUAGACGAACGUUAAUGUUUUCAUUUAUGUCUUUAAUGUGAAAUUUGCUUUUAUAGAAAUUAAUUUGUGUCAUUUCUCCUUCACGUUAUCAUGUGAUUUUGCUCAGUUGAUUUGAGCCUUGAUUUAAUCAAAACUAAGUGUUUUCUGUGGAUCUCGUGUAAAUAAACAAAUCUUUUUCUAUUUUAA
Messenger RNA from Solea senegalensis (Senegalese sole), 2207 nucleotides. RefSeq names its product CD209 antigen-like protein E. Lineage: Eukaryota; Metazoa; Chordata; Actinopteri; Pleuronectiformes; Soleidae. The record is from RefSeq and is a predicted model, not a curated record. Bases 88 to 957 code for a protein of 289 amino acids. The transcript is spliced from 6 exons.